Molecule: messenger RNA, 2175 nt
Organism: Micropterus dolomieu (smallmouth bass)
Lineage: Eukaryota; Metazoa; Chordata; Actinopteri; Centrarchiformes; Centrarchidae
Product: very long-chain acyl-CoA synthetase-like
Exons: 10
Coding region: 56-1918 (620 amino acids)
Molecular function (GO): long-chain fatty acid transmembrane transporter activity; long-chain fatty acid-CoA ligase activity
Source: RefSeq, a predicted model, not a curated record
UUGAACCUUUGAGGGCACUUGAAGCUGCAGGACUGACACAUAUCUCCUGAUUACAAUGUAUGAAUAUAUUUUAUACACUGCCCUUACAGGUUUGGCAAUUUUGCCAUUAUUGAUUUACUUGAGAAAUCCUUAUAUCCUGAAAGAUUUGAACUAUGCAAUUACUGCAAUUAAAAUUUCUAUGCGAGUAAACAAAUUCAAGAAGCAGAAACCCUUUUACAGUAUUUUGGAUUGUUUUCUGGACAAAGUCGCGAGGCAGCCGCAUAAGAAUUUUAUACUUUUCGAGGAAAGCUCCUAUACUUACUGCCAAGCUGACCAAGAGAGCAACAGAGUGGCCAGAGCUCUCUCCACGCAUGCCCACCUGAAGGAGGGAGACACAGUGGCUCUCUUCCUGGGCAACGAACCGCAGUUUGUGUGGCUCUGGCUGGCACUGGCCAAGCUGGGAUGCAUAGCUUCUUUGCUGAACUACAACAUCAGAUCCAAAUCUUUGCUGCACUGCUUCUCCUGCUGUGAUGCCAAAGUCGUUGUCGCUGGUGCCGAAUUGCGAGGGGCUGUGGAGGAGGUGUUGCCCACCUUGAAGCAGCAGGGCAUCCGUGUGUUUAUCCUCAGUGAGGACUGUGAUGUGGAGGGCAUUGAAAGCCUCUCUGAUAAAAUCCGGCAGGCCUCAGACCAGCCUCUGUCACCUCAGCUGAGAGCCAACAUUAACAUUAAGAGUCCUGUGCUGUACAUCUACACCUCGGGAACCACAGGUCUUCCCAAGGCAGCUGUAAUUAACCACGAGAGGCUAUGGAUGUCAUCUUUUCUUCAGUCUAUUGCUGGCGUAUGCUCAGACGAUAUCAUCUACAUUUACCUGCCUCUUUACCACAGUGCUGGCUUUCUGAUGGGACUUUGUGGCGCCAUAGAAAAAGGCAUCACUGUUGUUUUAAGACGUAAAUUCUCUGCCACCCACUUCUGGAAUGACUGCAGAAAGUACAAUGUGACUGUUGUUCAGUAUAUAGGAGAAAUUAUGCGCUACCUCUGCAACACACCAAAGAAAGACAAUGACAGAGAUCAUAAAGUCCGACUGGCUUUGGGGAACGGGAUAAGGGCUGACUCCUGGGCUGAUUUCCUGCAGCGAUUUGGAGACAUUCGUAUAUGUGAAUGCUACGGAGCCACUGAAGGAAAUAUUGGCUUUGUCAACUACAUUGGCAAAGUUGGAGCUAUUGGCAAAGAGCAUUUUCUCCAAAAAAUGGGAUGUCCAUAUGCACUGAUAAGAUACGACACAGAGAAAGAGGAGCCAGUCAAAGACUCCAGAGGAUUUUGUAUUGAAGUACCCAGAGGAGAGACUGGUUUGUUGGUGGCAAAGAUUGGAAAACUAACACCUUUCAGUGGCUACGCUAAGAACAAGCAGCAGACAGAGAAGAAGAAGCUGAGAGACGUGUUUGUGAAGGGAGACUUCUACUUUAACAGUGGCGACCUUCUAAAGAUAGACAACGAGGGAUUUAUCUACUUUCAAGACCGCAUUGGAGACACUUUCAGGUGGAAAGGAGAAAAUGUGGCAACCACAGAGGUGGCCGAUCAUUUGCUCAUGGUGGACUGCGUCGAGGAGGCUAAUGUCUAUGGUGUGAAGGUGCCAGGACAUGAGGGACGAGUUGGAAUGGCAGCACUGAAGCUAAAAGAAAACAUGGACUUUGACAGCAAAGCUACAUAUCAACACGUCAAAAACUACCUCCCCAGCUAUGCAAGGCCCCGUUUCAUUCGCAUACAGGAUGCACUGGUGGUAACUGGGACAUUUAAACAAAUGAAGAUGAAGUUGGCAGAGGAGGGCUUCAACCCUGCUGUCAUCAGGGACCCUUUGUUCUACCUGGAGGACAAUAAGGGCUACGUGCCCAUGACUCAGGAGAUAUUCAGCUCCGUCGCAGAGGGAAGAAUCAGGUUCUGAAUGAGAUCAACGUUUAUUACUGGAUUGUCAACCUCAAAUAGUAGAUUCGAUUUUUAUGUUUUAGGUGAUAUAGGAUGCUAAAUAAUUAAUUAAUAAUUAAUAAUUAAAAUAAUGCUAAAUGACCUGCACGUUGAGUGUUUAUGUACAGCGCAUUUCAUGAGGUACUUCAUCUUCUGUGGAGAAUAUUGUGUACUGAAAUAAUUCAAGGGAUGUCAUUUUGUUUGAAAUACAUUUUAAUAAAAAUAUAUUGAAAACAA